Molecule: messenger RNA, 1112 nt
Organism: Hydra vulgaris (swiftwater hydra)
Lineage: Eukaryota; Metazoa; Cnidaria; Hydrozoa; Anthoathecata; Hydridae
Source: RefSeq, a predicted model, not a curated record
GGUCUUUAAAAGUUAUUAUGAAUGUUUUUAACAGAGAAGUAAAUUAUGAAUCCAAAGAAACCAAGAAUACUGGAGUGAACAAAGUUAUAAUAUUGGCUUUUGCCAAAAAUGUUUGCGAAAGCCACACAAAUCUUCAAAUUCUUAUAGAAAAAACAAAGCUAAACAAUUUAAAGUUUUACCUUGCUGCAGAUCUUAAAUUAUGCAACAUAGUUUUGGGUUUGUCAGGACAUGGGGGAAAAUAUUCGUGUUUAUUUUGUGAUGGUGAUAAAACUAAUCUUGGAGAACUGAGAACCUUUAAUAUGCUUAAGAACACGUAUAAAAACUUUGCUGAAAGUGGAUUUAAAAAAAGCUCUAUGCAACUCUAUAAGAAUGUUAUACAUCCAUGUCUCCUGGUUGAGUCUGGAGAGAUGUAUGUGCUUGAUGUCAUCCCUCCUCCAGAACUUCAUUUAAUGAUGAAGAUUAUAACAGAAAUUUCAAACGUCUUCUGUAAGGAACCUGAUGUUGCUCUUUGGUUAAAAAAGCAUGGAAUUAUUUGGCAUGGGUAUAAUGGAGGUGGACUGGAUGGUAGAAAUCCUAACAAAAUACGAAAGCUUUUGCCAGAUUUGAAAAGAUUUAUCUUAGAUAACUUUUCUUAUUAUUAUCCAGUUGUUGAACUGUUAAAGUCUUUUUCUUCAGUAGUAAACAUGUGUUUCGGAAUGAAACUCCAUGACAGUUAUGCUGAUGCCAUUGCAACAUAUAUAAGAAAGUUAAAAGAAAACCAAGAGUAUGUGAAGACUACAUUCAACCACAAUCUUUCUAUGGGAUGGAAAGGUCAUAAAAUUGAACACCAUCAUGUCAUGUUUUUAAAUAGAACUAAGCUGCCAUUGGGAGUAUUUUCUGAACAAUGUUCUGAAUCUGUUCAUCAUAAUAUGUUGAAAACACUGAGCAGAUUCUCAACUUCAGAGUUCAGAGAGAACCAUGGAGAGCUUCUUAGAAAGGCAAUAGUUGAAUAUUCAAGUCAUAGAAUUUAAGUUUUUUCUUUCCUAUUGAUUACAUAAUUAUACAUAUCUUGUAUAUUAUAUAGUUUUGAAGAUUACAUUAAAUCAGUAUAUAUUAUGGAUUAUAUUAUACUG